GGCCUGGUGCUGAUGCUCGAAAUCGCCCGAUCGUGGCCGAUUCAACUGCUGAGAUCCGAUUUUCGACCAAUCGCGGCGCAACGAACAUCAACUCACGUGCAUGUCUGCGCCCAUCCGCCACCUGGAAGAGGUAGGGAAGAGAGCGGCUCACUCGCCAUUCCGUCGCCCGCCCAGGUCCCUGCAGAGGCUCCACCCGCCGCGCGCGCAUGACCUUGGACGGCCGUGUCUCUCUCCUGCUGGUGCUGCUGGCGCUCAGCGGCCUCAGCGUCAACGUCGGCGUGCAGGCGUUCGCCCUCGAUGUACCAGGACUCAAGUUGGCGCUGCUCGAGGAGGCGUGCCCGUAUCUCGGCUGCUCCGUUGCUGCUGACGCCGACAGUGAAGCUCAAACAACCCCCGACGAUCUGGUCCCGUCCGAGAUGCCGCUGACGCUGGAUGGAGAGACGAUCGUGCGCAAGUACCCUGCGUUCCCGCACUCGCCGCUGUUGGUGGCGGCUGGAACGUGCGACGCUGUGGUGCUGCGGUGGCGCAGCUUCGAGACGCUGCUGUGGCCCGUGGAGCGAUUCGUGCUGCAGCGAUACCCGGACGUCGAGGACCAGCCGCAGUGGAGCACGCUGCUGGACAGUAACGCGUCGGAGCUCGUGGAUCUGGACGUCCAGCCUGGGCGCAAGUAUGCCUACCGCGUUCAGGCCAUCUGCAGAGACAACGUGUCGAGCGCGUACGAGUACCAUUGGACACAGGUGAACGGCGCGCAGAGUGGCAGCACCUCAGUGUGCCGCACGUCGGCCGCGUUGCUGGGAUCUGUCGGGACGCUCAACGCCGAGGGGAUUCGCUCGCUUGGACUCAUCUUCGCGUGCUUUCUGACGGUGUACGGACUUAUGCGUGCCAGCGUCAUGGGCGUCCAGGGAACGCAGUCGCGCAGUUAUCGCCUCAAGCGGAUUAAGAAGUCAACGUCCGAGGUCGUGGCCCCCGCCGUCAGCAUGUCUACCGGACAGGGAGUCACGAUGAUGCCAAGGCGGUCAUCAACGUCGACGUCCAGCUCGUCGCCGUCCAUCGAGGUUGAUCCGAGUCAGCGCGAUAGCAUGUCACCCUCGACUGCUGCUGCGUCGGCGGGAGGCUUGAUGCGUGCACACAGCAGCACGGACGCCAUGCAGACGCCUCUACCGGCCACGUUCCGGCCAAUGUCGCGCUCCAUCGGCGCGAUCGAGGAAAACGCCACGGCGUGUCAGCACUGUGGUAAGCGCUUCGGGCUCUUCAGGAAGCGAUACAUGUGCGAUAUCUGUCACUCCGUGUCGCUGUGCCGCAAGUGUGGAUACCAGACCUCCGUCGACAGCUUCGCCAACGCCAGGACCGGCAUGCAGAUGAACUCGGUAGGCGGCUCUAGAAACGCGGGCGGACGCGGCAUGGGGCGCCGCCGCUCAAGCCUCAGCCAGCAGCAACAGAAGAAGCUCAAGAUCCGAACCAUCUGCAGGAGCUGCUGCGACGACGUGUAUCGAUACUCGACACACGCAAGUAUGAGACCGUCGUAUGUUCCGAGUGCCGACCCAUGUCUUCACACGGAGCUGCGAGGAUUUCAUUGUUCUCGCGCUUGGCAAUCACGGAAAGGCAUUGCCCGCCGAGCAGCCGAGAAGCUUGCCGUCAGCUGGGUCAGCAGUGCCACAAUCACCUCCACGCGCGCAAAGGUGCAAUGGAGUCGCCGACAGCGACACGCAACAUCUCUUGGAGGGGUUAGCCGAUCUGCGGCUCAGCUUCAGCGAGCUCCGCAUGUUGAAGCAAAAAAGCAAAGACGCUCGGAGCGAAGAAGGCGUCAUUCCGCAAUUUGCGAGCAAGAGCGUCGACCCCAGCAAGACUCCGCACGAAGAAGCCCCCGUCACCACAGCAUGAGUGAACUCCAAGGCCGCGUGUUCGCCCGCAAGGCGGCGUUCGAGGCCCUCGCCGAGGACCUGCGCGAGCAGGCGGCGGCGGCGCAGACGCUGCUGACGGAGAAGGAGGCUGAGGUGUUCACGUCCCACCACUCGGCGCUCGUCAAGGUGCCGCAGAGCGUGCGCGGCAAGGAGCUCGUGGACUUCCUCGAGAAGUGGCUCACGCCCGAGCAGGAGGAGGGGAAGAAGGAGGAGGAGACGGAGACCCCCGCCGAGCCCGAGAAGAAGGAGGAGGAGGCUGCCACGGAGGAGAAGGAGACCCCCAAGGCUGAAGAGGAGGCCCCCAAGACCGAGCAGGAGGCCCCCAAGGCUGAAGAAGAAGCUGCCAAGGCGGAGGCCGAGGCUGCCAAGGCGGAGGCCGAGGCUGCCAAGGCUGAGGAGGAGGCCCCCAAGGCUGAAGAAGCCUCCAAGGAGGAGAAGAAGAAGGAAAAGAAGGAGAAGAAGGUGGAGGCGCCGUCGCCCUACCGUCUCCGUGCCAAGGAGAUUGCCGAGGCGCUGGUGCUGUCGGGCUUCAUCACGUCCUACAAGGACCGCGUCAAGAACUACCUGGCCGAGGCCCCCAAGGAGUACGUGACGGACAGCGAGCUGUUCGUGCCGCUCUCCGAGGCGAUCACGGAGUCCAAGGACACCGCUGUGUGGAACGUCGUGGACGGCGCCAUCUACGCGUCGCAGCUCAAGCGCAAGGCUGGUGUGUUCUCGGCCUUCACGCAGGGCAAGGACGUGUACGUCGUGGCCAACGAGAAGACGAGCAAGAUCUACUUCUUCGAGUCCGACGUGGCGCGCGCGGUGCUGGCCGAGUACGGCGCUGCCGAUGGCUUCGUCCAGUUCGACAACGCCCACUUCCAGUUCGGCGUCAAGCUCGUGUACGGCGACAAGUUCGAGCUGCUGAACCUGGUGACCAAGGAGGGCCAGGAGGCCUUCCUCAACACCCUGCUGAACGUCGGCGUACAGUACCGCGAGGUGUACAACCUGGCCGCCGAGGAGGCCAAGUCGUUCUACGAGCUCAAGGACUUCGACAUGGACAAGAAGGAGGUGAGCAUGGAGGAGUACAAGGGCAAGGUGGUGCUGGUGGUGAACGUGUCGAGCAAGUGCGGUCUGACCCCCACGAACUACCCGGAGCUCCAGCAGCUCUACGAGAAGUACCAGGAGGAAGGCCUGGUCGUGCUCGGCUUCCCGUGCAACCAGUUCAAGAGCCAGGAGCCUGGCACGCACGAGGAGAUCAUCGAGUUCGUGAAGCAGUACAACGUGAGCUUCCCGCUGUUCGAGAAGCACGACGUGAACGGCUCGAACGCCCGCCCGAUCUUCACGUACCUGAAAGCCAAGCUGCCCGGCACGUUCGGCAACUACAUCAAGUGGAACUUCACCAAGUUCCUGGUGGACCGCAACGGCCAGCCGUUCAAGCGCUACGCGCCGACGGACCUCCCGCUGUCGUUCGAGGAGGACAUCAAGGAGCUGCUGGCCAAGGCGCCUGAGCCGGAGAAGACGGAGGAAGAGCCCAAGGAAGAGGAGGAGGUGACCUCCGUCAAGUCCGAGGAAGCUGCGACCGAGAAGAAGGAGGAGGAGGCCGCCGCGACGGAGGAGUCGAAGAAGGAAGAGGUCGUCACGACCGAGGAGUCGACGACGGAGACGAAGGAGGUGGCUGCCACGACUGAAGAGGAAGUGGCGGCCAAGGAGGAGCCCGUGAAGGCGGAAAACGCCACGACCGCUGUGACGGCUCCCUAAGUGGGCAUUGCCGGCGAGACUUCCCCGUCUUAUUCAUCGGCGCCAGAGGAUUCCACGUUGGCAUGCUAUCUCUUGCUGCACCGAAGCGUAGCUUAUUGAUUUUUAUUGGCACUUUUUGUAAUAGCAAAGUCAGAG
Messenger RNA from Phytophthora sojae, 3776 nucleotides. RefSeq lists its product as hypothetical. The transcript is spliced from 5 exons. The record is from RefSeq and is a predicted model, not a curated record. NCBI's taxonomy places the organism in Eukaryota, Oomycota, Peronosporomycetes, Peronosporales, Peronosporaceae. Gene Ontology annotation, biological process: response to oxidative stress. Bases 207 to 3641 code for a protein of 1144 amino acids. Gene Ontology annotation, molecular function: protein binding; glutathione peroxidase activity.